GGCUGCGAAGCCAUCUCCCUCUCGUUCUCCGUCUCAAUCUUUUCCUUGGCCUCGUUUUGUAUUGUAUUCCACAGAAAACGGGGAUAUGGAUAGCGAUACACUCACCGGAUUGUUGAAGAAGGUCGCCGGAAAAUUUCCCGACCAGCGAGCGCUUUCGGUCUCCGGGAAGUUCGAUCUAACUCACGCUCGGCUCCAGGAGCUGAUCGAACGCGCCGCCUCACGCCUCGUCUCCGGCGCCGGCAUCGUGCCCGGCGAUGUGGUCGCUCUCACCUUCCCUAACGCUGUCGAGGUAUUGGUUUUUCUUUCUGGUACGGCGGCGCCAUUGAACGCGGCGUACACGGCGGAGGAAUUCGAGUUCUACCUGUCGGAUUCAGGGUCAAAGCUCUUAAUUACCUCUCACGAAGGCAACGCCGCGGCUCAAGCGGCGGCUUCCAAGCUCAGCAUCCCUCACGCCACUGCAGCGCUCUCCGCUGCCGACUCCGACCUAUCCCUCUCCGUUGCCAACUCUGACUCGGUUGUUGACUCGGUGGCCGAACUCGUUAACGAUCCGAACGAUGUCUCACUCUUCCUCCACACCUCUGGUACCACGAGCCGUCCCAAGGGCGUGCCGCUGACGCAGCUGAACCUGGUCUCGUCGGUCCGGAACAUCAGAUCGGUUUACAAACUCUCUGAGUCUGACUCGACGGUGAUCGUUCUCCCGCUGUUCCAUGUUCACGGUUUGUUGGCCGGACUGCUAAGCUCACUCGGAGCCGGUGGGGCGGUGACUCUUCCGGCCGCCGGUAGAUUCUCUGCCUCCACGUUUUGGGGAGACAUGAAAAAGUAUAACGCAACAUGGUACACUGCUGUUCCUACGAUUCAUCAGAUCAUAUUGGAUCGCCACUCGAGCACCCCUGAAUCAUACUACCCGAAACUCCGAUUCAUCAGGAGCUGUAGUGCUUCUUUGGCUCCGGUGAUCCUGUCUCGGCUAGAGGAAGCUUUUGGAGCCCCGGUCCUCGAGGCCUACGCAAUGACAGAGGCGACACACCUGAUGUGUUCGAACCCAUUGCCGGAGGACGGCCCACACAAGCCAGGAUCAGUUGGGAAACCCGUGGGUCAAGAAAUGGCGAUUCUGAACGAGAAAGGGGAGACACAAGAGCCGAAUAACAACGGGGAGGUCUGUAUCAGAGGGCCGAACGUGACGAAGGGAUACAAGAACAACCCAGAGGCCAACAAGACGGCUUUCGAGUUCGGGUGGUUCCACACGGGGGAUCUCGGUUUCUUGGACUCUGACGGUUAUUUGCAUCUCGUCGGUCGGAUCAAGGAGCUCAUUAACCGCGGAGGUGAGAAGAUAUCACCCAUCGAAGUAGACGCAGUACUCAUAUCGCAUCCAGACGUUGCCCAAGCCGUUGCGUUUGGGGUUCCUGAUGACAAAUACGGCGAAGAGAUAAACUCGGCGGUGAUUCCAAGAGAGGGAUCGAACCUGACGGAAGAGGAUGUCAGGGCAUUCUGCAAGAAGAACUUGGCGGCAUUCAAGGUUCCAAAGAAAGUGUUCAUCACCGAUAACCUCCCCAAGACUGCCACCGGCAAAAUCCAGCGCCGCAUAGUGGCACAGCACUUCCUCAACCAAACCCCUUCCUCCUAAAAGAAUAAUAAUGGUAAUAAAAACAAAUCCAUGUCUUUUUUGUCUAUGCUUCAUAAUCUUAAUAAAUAGAGGGUGGGAAUAAAGUUCCGUCUUCUACAAUUUAUUUAGAGA
This is a messenger RNA of Tarenaya hassleriana, 1732 nucleotides long. Its product is annotated as oxalate--CoA ligase. NCBI's taxonomy places the organism in Eukaryota, Viridiplantae, Streptophyta, Magnoliopsida, Brassicales, Cleomaceae. Gene Ontology annotation, molecular function: medium-chain fatty acid-CoA ligase activity. The record is from RefSeq and is a predicted model, not a curated record. Gene Ontology annotation, biological process: fatty acid metabolic process.